This is a messenger RNA of Trifolium pratense (red clover), 2988 nucleotides long. RefSeq names its product receptor-like protein kinase FERONIA. Gene Ontology annotation, biological process: protein phosphorylation. The coding region runs from base 104 to 2773 and encodes 889 amino acids. The record is from RefSeq and is a predicted model, not a curated record. The transcript has a single exon. Lineage: Eukaryota; Viridiplantae; Streptophyta; Magnoliopsida; Fabales; Fabaceae. Gene Ontology annotation, molecular function: ATP binding; protein kinase activity.
AUUUUCCCUCUAUCUUUUUUGAUAAUUUGUUUUCUCCUUUUAAACAAUAUAUAAAUAUGCAACUUAUACUAUCCCGUUCUUCACACUCUUUUCUCACUCAACUAUGGCAACCUCGAUAAACAAAAACUUUCUCACUAAACUCACCAUACUAUCUUUCAUUUGGUUACUUGUCCCUCUAGUUGCUAACUCAUACAACCCUAUUUACAAUUUAGCCGUCACUUGUGGCUCCUCAACAAACACUACUGCCUUAGACAAUCGAAUUUGGAUUGGUGAUGAUGAUAUUCAUAACUCCAAUCUCUUUACUUUCAUUGAACCAAAAACCACAAACCCAUCUCUUAAAUUACCUCCAAAUUCCCUUUCAAAUAUCCAAAUUCCAUUCACAAUGGCACGUGUCUCUCUCUCAAAUUUCACAUACUCAAUUUCUAGCAUCACUACUUCCCCUGUUUUUCUUCGCCUUCAUUUUCACCCAACAACUUAUCAAGCCUUUGAACCCUCCAAUGCAAUUUUUUCUGUUGUAGUAAACAACAACCUUACCCUUCUUGAAAACUUCAACCCUUCACUUUGGAUUCGCAAUGAUGAGGACAGAAUCACGAAAGAAUAUUGCAUCCAAAUCAAACCAAAUGAGAAUUUGCUAAACAUAACUUUCAUUCCAAGCAACAUAAACCAAUCAAAUGUUUAUUAUGCUUUCAUUAACGGAAUCGAAGUUGUGUCCAUGCCACCUUUUCUCUAUUACUCAGACCUUUCUGACUUGAAUUAUCAGAUAAGAUCAGUUGACACAGACACCACAGAUUACAAAAUUCAAAACGACAAAGCUUUGGAGAUGGUUUAUAGAGUGAAUGUUGGUGAUAAUCAAGUUCCACCAAGUAAUGAUACAGGUAUGUUUCGUGAUUGGAAAAAUGAUUUUCCUCUUUACUUGGAGAAAGAAUAUCCACUAAGUGACCCAGUUGAUUUUGGAGAUCAUCUCAACUUUGUAAACAAUACCAUUCCAAAUUACACUGCACCAGAAGCUGUAUACUUUACUGCAAGAAGUUAUGGAAUGAAUGUGACAGAGGAUUAUAAUGUAACUUGGAAUUUUGAAGUUGAUAAUGCUUUUACUUACACUGUAAGGUUACAUUUUUGUGAGUUUGAUAUGGCUAUAAAAAAUCAACGUGAUAGAGUCUUUCGGAUUUUCAUAGCUAACACUUUGGCUGAGGAAUUUGCUGAUGUGAUUAGGUGGAGUGGUGAUAACAGGGUUCCUGUUCAUAAGGAUUAUGCCGUGCCUAUGUACUCUCAAGAAGGAAUCUCUCAAAUUGAAAGAGUUAAUCUUUCAAUCAAGCUUCAACGAUUACCAGCUGAGUACACACUAUACAGUGAUGUCUUAUUGAAUGGAAUAGAGAUUUUCAAAAUAAAUGAUAAAAAUAAUAAUCUCUUUGGGUCGAAUCCAAAACCGAUUAAUUUGUCUUCCAAAGAAAUAGAUUCACAUUCACCCAAUAAACAAUUCAAGAUGUCAACCAUAAUUAUCCUUGUUGUGGUUGCGGUUACAUGCCUCAUGCUAGCAUAUGUUAUCGGAAUUAAAAAAAUUGUUCAAAGGAGAAAAAGAUCUAAAUCUCUAGUUGAAAUGGAAGAUAUAUCAUGGAAGAAAAAGAAAGAAGGUUCGUCGUCUUUACCAUCCCAUUUGUGUCGCUAUUUUACAAUAGCGGAGAUAAAAGCUGCUACAAACAACUUUGAUGAUAUUUUUAUCAUCGGGGUUGGAGGGUUCGGGAACGUGUACAAAGGUUACAUUGAUGGUGUUACACCUGUUGCGAUAAAACGUCUUAAACCAGGUUCUCAACAAGGUGUAAAUGAGUUCAUGAAUGAAAUCGAGUUGCUCUCUCAACUUCGUCAUAUUCACUUAGUUUCCCUCAUUGGAUAUUGCAACGAAGGUGCAGAGAUGAUUCUCGUUUACGAUUUCAUGCAACGUGGCACUCUCACUGAAUAUCUCUAUGGUUCAGAUAAUGAACCUCUUACCUGGAAGCAGAGACUCGAGAUUCUGUUGGGUGCAGCAAGGGGGUUGCAUUAUCUUCAUGCAGGUGCGAAGCACAACAUCAUACAUCGCGAUGUGAAGAGUACCAACAUAUUGUUGGAUGAAAAAUGGGUGGCUAAGGUUUCUGAUUUUGGGUUAUCAAAAAUGGGACCGUCUGGAAUGUCGAUGACCCAUAUCACUACAAUUGUGAAGGGUAGUCUCGGGUAUUUGGAUCCAGAAUACUACAUGCGACAACGGUUGACUCUAAAGUCUGACGUGUACUCUUUCGGUGUGGUGCUUCUUGAAGUGUUGUGUGCAAGACCUCCUUUGAUUCGUUCUUUGGAUAAGAAAAAAGCGAGUUUGGCUGUUUGGUUCCAAAGAUGUUACAAUGAAGGUGUGGUAAUUGAAGAGAUGGUGGACCCGUUCAUAAAAGAUUCUAUUACAGAUGAAUGUUUCAAGUGUUAUUGUCAAAUGGUGUUGAGUUGUUUGCACGAGGAUGGAAAUCAACGAUUGUCGAUGAGUGAUGUGGUUGGAGCUUUAGAGUUUGCAUUGCAGCUGAAUAUGAGUGAGGAGGAUAGUAAGUUUGGUGAAAUCAAGGAAAAAAGUGAGCAGAGGGUAAAGUUGUCGGAAUUUACGAUUGAUGACGCGAGUGACUCGCAAUUCACAAGUAGUGGUGAUGAUUAUGAUGAGUCCCAUACCAGCAAGGUAAGUUCCAUUUCAGCCACUACUGAAGACCAACCGCUGUUUUCUGCUACGAUUUUUUCCGAGAAUGGUAAUCCAAGAGCUCGAUAGAUAGUUGAUCCUACAUUCUAAAGUUUCCAAAUGUAUGUUUUACAAAAUAUAACUAUAUAACAAGCCAAUUAAUUAUAGUUUGUAAUUUCAUUCUUUUUAAUUUGUUGUUACAUACGAGAUGAAGUGGGGAAGGAAGAAGUAGGAUGAAAAACCUAAAUCUCGGAUUUAAAAGAAAUAUAAUGUCAAAUAAAUUGAUACUUGAAGUUUAGAAAAAA